Python bivittatus (Burmese python) is the source of this 486-nucleotide messenger RNA. NCBI's taxonomy places the organism in Eukaryota, Metazoa, Chordata, Lepidosauria, Squamata, Pythonidae. The record is from RefSeq and is a predicted model, not a curated record.
GCCAUUUGUAAUCCUUUACGAUAUGAAAUGAUAAUGAACAGGAAGGCCUGCAUCAAAAUAGUUGGUAAUGUAUGGACUGCCAGCCUUCUCAAUGCUUCAUUACACACUAUUGUCACUUUUACUACUCCUUUCUGCUCCAAUAUUAUCAACCAGUUCUUCUGUGAAAUCCCAUAUUUACUUAAGAUUAUUGCCUGCUCUGAUUUAUAUGUAAAUGAAAUUGGAGUUCUAAUCUUCAGUGCUACAUUGGUAAUUGGUUGUUUUGUGUUUCUCAUUGUCACUUAUGUGUAUGUCUUCUCUGCUGUCCUGCGAAUUUCUUCUGUUCAAGGAAGGAAAAAGGCCUUUUCUACUUGCCUACCACACCUAACAGUCUUCUCCCUAUUUUUGCUUACUUCUAGCUUUGCUUACCUAAAGCCUAUAGCUGACAGUCCAUCACAUCUUGACUUCAUAAUAACAAUAAUGUAUUCCAUUAUCCCCCCCAUGAUGAAU